Messenger RNA from Perognathus longimembris pacificus (Pacific pocket mouse), 1479 nucleotides. Its product is annotated as store-operated calcium entry regulator STIMATE. The transcript is spliced from 10 exons. Gene Ontology annotation, cellular component: cortical endoplasmic reticulum; membrane; nucleus. Lineage: Eukaryota; Metazoa; Chordata; Mammalia; Rodentia; Heteromyidae. Gene Ontology annotation, molecular function: calcium channel regulator activity. Gene Ontology annotation, biological process: chondrocyte proliferation; activation of store-operated calcium channel activity; tissue regeneration. The record is from RefSeq and is a predicted model, not a curated record. Bases 167 to 1285 code for a protein of 372 amino acids.
CGCCAGCUGAGGUACCGGCUCCGGGCUCAGGCUCCCGAGUCGAGUUCCCGGCGCUGGCUUACGGCUCGGGCUCUUGCCUCGGGCUCCCGGCCCCUGGGCUCGGCGGCCCGGCCCCGGCAGCGGUGAGACGAGGCGGGGCGUCGCCGCGCCCUCCCGCUAGGCCGCUAUGCAGGGCCCCGCCGGGAACGGGAGCCGCGGUCUGCCAGGCGGGCCGCCUUCCACGGUCGCGUCCGGGGCGGGCCGCUGCGAGAGCGGUGCGCUCAUGCACAGUUUCGGCAUCUUCCUGCAGGGGCUGCUCGGCGUCGUGGCCUUCAGCACGUUGAUGCUUAAACGCUUCAGAGAACCAAAGCAUGAAAGACGACCAUGGAGGAUAUGGUUUUUAGAUACUUCUAAACAAGCCAUAGGAAUGCUGUUCAUCCACUUUGCAAAUGUGUACCUAGCAGACCUCACUGAAGAGGACCCUUGUUCACUGUACCUCAUCAACUUUCUUCUGGACGCCACUGUGGGCAUGCUGCUUAUCUAUGUGGGAGUGCGUGCUGUCAGCGUCUUGGUGGAGUGGCAGCAGUGGGAAUCCCUGCGUUUUGGCGAAUAUGGAGAGCCUCUACAGUGUGGGGCCUGGGUUGGGCAGUGUGCCCUUUACAUUGUGAUCAUGAUCUUUGAAAAGUCAGUCGUCUUCAUCGUUCUCCUCAUACUCCAGUGGAAAAAGGUGGCACUACUGAAUCCUAUUGAAAACCCAGACCUGAAACUCGCCAUCGUCAUGCUGAUUGUGCCCUUCUUUGUCAAUGCACUGAUGUUUUGGGUAGUAGACAAUUUCCUCAUGAGAAAGGGGAAGACGAAAGCUAAACUAGAAGAAAGGGGAGCCAACCAGGACUCAAGGAAUGGGAGCAAGGUCCGCUACCGAAGGGCAGCAUCCCAUGAAGAGUCUGAAUCUGAGAUCCUGAUCUCGGCAGAUGAUGAAAUGGAAGAGUCAGAUGCAGAAGAGGACCUCCGCAGACUAACCCCACUUAAGCCUGUGAAGAAAAAGAAGCAUCGCUUUGGGCUGCCUGCUGGUGUUUCAGACACCCCCAUUAAGAAGAAACGUCCACCUGUGAAAGAGGAGGACCUGAAGGGGGCCCGAGGGAACCUGGCCAAGAACCAGCAGAUCAAGUCCAAGACCUACCAAGUCAUACAGGAAUGUGAGCAAGCUGGCUCAGCUGCCCCAUCGGUGUUCAGCCGCAACCGCACAGGCACUGAGACAGUUUUCGAGAAGCCCAAAGCUGGACCUGCCAAGAGCGUCUUUGGCUGAGAAGUGCAUACCAUGCCCUGCACCACCCUUCAUACCCCGACACAGGAGCCUUUCCCACGGACACUUUUUUUUAAUGCCAGAUUACCCCUUCAUCCCUACUAUCUCUGGGACUGCCACCUCUCCCUAAAGCCCUAGCCCUUCUGCACCAAUGCCUAAGAAACACCAAUAAAGAGGAUGCCUAAGUGGCCCCAGCA